Molecule: messenger RNA, 2079 nt
Organism: Mugil cephalus (flathead mullet)
Lineage: Eukaryota; Metazoa; Chordata; Actinopteri; Mugiliformes; Mugilidae
Gene: usp21
Product: ubiquitin specific peptidase 21
Exons: 12
Coding region: 219-1682 (487 amino acids)
Biological process (GO): protein deubiquitination
Cellular component (GO): cytoplasm
Molecular function (GO): cysteine-type deubiquitinase activity
Source: RefSeq, a predicted model, not a curated record
UCCUCCCUCCCUCCCUCCCUGCCUCUUUCUCUUUUCACUCUCCCUGUGACACCGGUGACAGGGCAGAGGAGAGAGGUAGACUUUCAGUUCUAGCCCACAGAUGCACAGUGAAACCGUAGACGUCCCCUUAUGCAUUUUUAACAGCUCAGCAGAUGAUGGGAACAGUUUGGUUGGGACAGUUUGUCCGCAGAUAGAGUGACCAAGUGAUCAGCCUGUGGAUGCAAUUUCCCUGCAGAGAAAGGCAAGCGCUCAGUCGAACUUCCCUCUCUGCAAAAGAGGAUUAUAAAUCUAUUAUAUGUGCAAACACCACGUUGGGUUCGACUUUGACCGAGCACGAGACCCUGCGACUUUUGCUCAGUGCCAGGUGCGAGCCUCCUGUCCCGCCUUCGUUCGGGAAGGCGUCUUUGUUUUUAAUCGUCUCCCGGUCGGCUUCGGUGGCCGCUUCAGAGGGUUGGCAGGAGAGCGGGAUGCCCGGGGCGAGCGGCGUCAACGUGGAGGGCUCCUGUGAGGCCCUGUGCCGAACCCUCGUGUCUCAGAACGGCCUCCAGAGAGAGACGGCUGACAUCUCCCAGUCUGUCCUCUACACGUCUCUGAUGGGCCUACUUCUGGUCGCCGACAAUGAGAAGGAGGAGGUCACCGUAGGAAGUGGAAGAGUUGGCCUUAGAAACGUAGGGAACACUUGCUUCCUAAAUGCAAUAGUCCAGUGUUUGUCUCACACGUGUGGCCUACGGGACUACUGCCUCCUCAAGUCCUACAAGCAGGAGAAGUUCUCCAAAGAGGACGCCAAGCUCAUGGAAGCUUUCUCUCAGGUGCUGUCGGGCCUGUGGGACGUGAAUGAAGGGGACGCCGCUGUGAAUCCUCGACAGUUUUACAAUAUUUUCAAAGAAGCUGUGCCUUACUUCAGCGGUUACAGUCAACAGGACGCUCAGGAGUUCCUCAGGUUUCUACUGGACAAGCUGCACACCGAAAUAAAUCGCAGACCCUACGUAAGACGAACAGGGAAGGAGCCCGAACAAAAAUACACCAGAUUUAGAAUUUCAGAAGAGGCAGCUGUCAUGUGGAAGAAGCACCUGGAGAGAGACGACAGCCUAAUAGUUGACUUAUUUUCAGGUCAGCUGAGGAGCUCGCUGCAUUGCUCGGUCUGCUCCCACUACUCCAACACGUUCGACGUGUUCUGCGACCUGUCCCUGCCCAUACCAAAGAGGAGCUCUGGAGGGGAGGUGACGCUGAGGGAGUGCCUGGACCUCUUCUCUCAGGAGGAGAAACUGGACAAGGAGAAUUCGCCGAUGUGCGAGAGGUGUAACCGGCGCACGGAGAGCACCAAGCGUCUGUCCAUCCAGAGGUUUCCACGGGUCAUAGUAAUCCAUCUGAAUCGUUUCACAAUGUCGCGGUGGUCCAUCAGUAAAAGCACCGUGUACGUAUCCUUCCCGCUCACUAACCUGGACCUCGGACCCUACGGACCAGUUGACUGUGGCUCAGUACUGUAUGAUUUGUAUGCAAUAUGUAACCAUGCCGGGACGGUGAACAUGGGCCAUUACACAGCCUGCUGUCUAGAUGAAAACGGAUGGUGCUUCUACAAUGAUUCCAGCGUGACUCCAAUCACAGAGAACCAGCUUCAGACCAAUCAAGCCUACGUGCUGUUCUACCAGCGCAGCAACAGCACCACCGCCGUCAGGAAAUAGGCCCGAGCUACUGGCUCGGCGAGGCAGCCAAUCAGAGCAACUUCACCUCCAGUGUCCAUAGAAACGAAUAGAAGAAGCAGCCGCGGUGUUGCAACUCGAACUGACAUCUACAAACUUCUCAAUCUGAACGAACUGCGUCUGCAAAUAAACUCUGAGGGCGAAAGAGAAGUCGCCCUCUUGUCAAGGGGCUUGAAGAGAUGAGCUCCCCUCCUGAAUCAUGGAAAUGCUUUUGAAGUCAGAGAACUGAGACAGCUCAGACAGACUAUAGCCUUAAGAGGCUCUGUGUCCCAGUUCUCAGGCAUGAGUAAGUGGUGUGCUUGAGCUAAUAUAAUUAGAAUUCAUGCUUGAUCAAAUGAACCCAAAUAAACAAAAUGAUUCUUGAAAGGAAUUGAAAUAA